This is a messenger RNA of Prunus avium (sweet cherry), 1089 nucleotides long. RefSeq lists its product as uncharacterized. Lineage: Eukaryota; Viridiplantae; Streptophyta; Magnoliopsida; Rosales; Rosaceae. The record is from RefSeq and is a predicted model, not a curated record.
AGAGAGAACAGAAAACAGCUUCCUUUCUCUUUCUCUCAGUGGGUUGCGUUCAAUUGGGUUUGGUGGCUGUAAGCCUGUAACUAAUACUAUCCUCUUCUGGUUCGUUCAGCUUUACCAUCGAUCACUCAUGGAUUCUGUAUUUGAUACAGAGGCUCAAAAUGGGGUCUUAGAUAAUUCAGCAGAUGUUGAGCUUAGAUUAAAUCAUGAUGGUGCAAUUCUAGCAACUUGUGUUGUUGAGGAGGCUUCUAGUCUUGGGCAAAUUGAGCAAGUGGGUCAAAAUUCUUCAAGAGUGGAACAAAAUGCAGUUGAAGGAGACGAACCAUAUCUGGGCCAGGAAUUCGACUCAGAAGCAGCUGCACAUGCAUUUUAUAAUGCAUAUGCACUGAGAAUAGGUUUCAGAACACGUGUGAACGAUCUAUCUCGUUCUAGGGUUGAUGGCUCCAUCAUUGCUCGAACGCUAGUAUGUAACAAAGAGGGUUACCGAGUGGCUGAUAAGCGUGAGAGGAUGAGUGUGAGACCUCGACCCCCCACUAGGGUUGGUUGCAAGGCAAUGAUUUCAGUUAAGAAACUGAGUAUUGGAAAGUGGGUAGUUGCAAAGUUUGUCAAGGAGCAUACCCAUACACUGUCUCCAGGGAAGGGUAAAAAAGGAUCAAAUGAUCAAUCUACUACGGAUGAACAGAUGAAAAUCAAAGAAUUAACUCAACAACUGCUGGUUGAGAGAAAGCGGUCUGCUUCAUAUAGAAAAAUCAUAGACCUCCUAUUCAAUCACAUUGAAGAGCACACUCAAAACCUGUCGCAGAAGAUCCAGCGCAUAACUGAUAAUCUCCAAGAAAUUGUAUCAUCCGAGGGAAAGGGAAAAGACCGUCGAAAUGUCCCCUAGUCUGCAUUUCGUUUUGUAAUGUAAAUGUGAAAUCUGUAAAUUGAAUUUUCACAUUUGCCAUCUCAAUCUAUUGUCAAGUCAUGUUACCUACCUAUCAGUUGAUAUGAUAGUGUGUAUUUCCUUUCCCUUUUCCUUUUCUAUGGGAUGGAUGGCUGUUGAUCAAAAUAAUUUUUUUGUUCAAUUAUUCAAUAGAAUCGAAUUUACAUUUA